UUUUAAAUUAGCAAUGGGAUGGCGUUUUGGUAUAACUGUAUAACCUUGCCUAAAUAUGGAGUAUAUUACCUAAAUAUGGACCGCCCAACUUGCCACAGCGAGAUGGCUGCAACGCCGCCAUAUCUCGCGGAAUUGCCAUCAUUUCUUUUGCUUUUCCGCAGUCGAUCUGUAAUAUUCCCGAAUCCUACUUGAAACUCCGUCGAGAUAUCAGCAGAAGAAGUUAUUCUUGCUAUUUUUAAAGAGGACAUAACGUUAAUUAAGAGGAUGACCUCCGGAGCGAUGUGGGGAUUUGAGAGGUUAAGGAGAGGCGUAAAGAUAUUGUAUUUCAUGGUGGCGAUGGUGGCUUCUCUGCUGGUGAUAUCUUCCCCUGUGCUGGUGGCGAUGGGUGACAUGAUAGUGCAGUGCGUGUUGAUUUCGUGCUUCACGUGCAUCAGUGGUUACAGUUUUCAAGAACACUUGCAUAUAUACACAUUCAAGAGUUCAUUAACUGACAUUCCUCUAGUUUCAAUCAUCAGAUCUCUCGUCAUCACCUGUGUGUAUUCUUUGUGCAAUGGCGCUUCCCUCUCUCACGAAACCUAUCUUGGAGCCGUGACAUUUUGUUCAGUCAUUUCAGUUCUUCUUCUUUCCAUCAAGGCUUGUGUUUUUUCUGUCAAUUCUUACCUGGAAGCUGAAGCUUCAAUCUCCAUCUCACGGCAAAAGUUUCAUUUGAUGAAGUCAUGGGGGAUGCCAGUCUUGUUUCUCUCAUCUGUGGUGUUUGCUCUUGGACAUUCAGUUAUUGCAUACAGAUCAAGUUGUAGAGCUAGAAGGAAACUCUUGUUUCACCGCAUUGACCCCGAUGCUGUCCGAGCCAAAGUUGUUUUUCCUGGAUACCAGAAGGUUCCACGUUCCCCAAUCCCUUCUGCUGGGAAGGCACCAAGAAGUGACAAUGGAUUGCGGACAAAAUCUGCACGAUUUGCUCAUGUUGAUGGUCAACUGCCUGUUAGAUUACUGGCUGAUUCUGACAGCUUAUUUAUCUCUUGUCUUGGACUUGCCAUUCAUUAUAAGAUAAGUUUGCCUGGUUCACCUCCCUGUUCCUUUUCCUCCAUGGCCUUUUUUGACAGGUCAGCGGUAAGUGGUUCAUCCAGAAAUGAACAGAAACUUCGAAGGAGCUUCAGUAACCAAUAUAAUUCUUCAUCUCUAUCUAUUCCUUUGCUCGAUACCUCUCCCAAAUCCCCUGUUAUGUUUGAAGAUAUACCUGUUUUGAGCCUAUCUGAGACAAGGUGUGAGGAUAAUCAGAUUAAUAACUUGCCAUAUCCACCAAACAUGAGAGAUUUGGAAGCAAACCAUGAGCAUGGGAUUGUUUUAGUACAUGGCUUUGGAGGUGGGGUCUUUUCGUGGAGAAAUGUGAUGGUCAUGCUAGCUCAACAAGUGGGUUGUACUGUGGUUGCUUUUGAUAGACCGGGUUGGGGGUUGACAUCAAGGCCCUGCCGUAGAGACUGGGAGGAAAAACAAUUGCCUAAUCCAUACAAGAUUGAUUCCCAGGUAGAUCUGCUUCUUUCUUUCUGUCUCGAAAUGGGGUUCUCCUCUGUUAUACUGGUUGGCCAUGAUGAUGGAGGGUUGCUAGCACUAAAGGCUGCUCAAAGAGUCCAGUCAUCCAUGGGCUCAAUUAAUGUUAUCAUCAAGGGGGUGGUAUUGCUGAGUGUGAGCUUGACAAGAGAACUGGUCCCUGGCUUUGCAAGAAUUUUGUUGCGCACGUCGCUUGGGAAAAAGCACUUAGUCGGACCUCUUUUGCGAACUGAAAUAACUCAAGUGGUUAAUAGACAUGCGUGGUAUGAUGCUACAAAGCUCACCACGGAAGUCCUAAGUCUUUACAAGGCCCCGCUGUUUGUAGAAGGUUGGGAUGAAGCACUCCACGAGAUAGGGAAAUUAUCAUUUGAGACAGUUCUCUCCCCUGGCAAUGCAAUUUCUGUGCUAAAAGCGGUUGAAAACAUACCAGUACUGGUAGUUGCAGGUGCAGAAGAUGCACUUGUGCCAUUAAAAUCUGUUCAAAUAAUGGUGUCAAAAUUUGUAAAUUCAAGACUAGUCGCAAUAUCUGGUUGUGGACAUCUUCCUCAUGAGGAAUGUCCCAAGGCUUUGCUUGCAGCUAUGUCACCGUUCAUAAGUAGAAUAUUAGAGGCACCAGAAUCUUAACACGCACUACUGUUAGUGCAACCCUCAUCCUCUUCAAGUUAUGUUUCUCUAUUGUUUGGGGAAAAGGCAGAGUUUGUUGGUCUGGGCUCCUGUUUCCCUUUAGUUUUUGUAUUUAUCCAAAUCUUCAGUUCACUUGAAGAGGCAAAGUCCCAAGUUUUGUCUCUCCUUUUGGGCAAAUUUUUUGAUGAUGAUUAAUAUUAGGGCAUUAUGAUGAUUUUGUUUGUUUGUUUGUUUGAUACUCUCUAGUUAAGGUUUGUUUUGUCCAAGCAAACACGUUCUAUUGUUUGUCCACAUGUAAAUGGGAAUCUCUCUGUACAGAUGCAGAGCAGCAGAGGUCGUUCCGUCGUUUGAGCAGAUCUUGUUGUAAACAGUGCUUCCUUCACAUAUUUGUUUCAUCCUCUAUCUCUCUUUUUCUCUCUGUUUAAUUACAUAACAACUUCCCCUAUCAAUAAGUUGGUGUGUCACUUGGUUAAAUUUA
Messenger RNA from Cuscuta epithymum, 2647 nucleotides. Lineage: Eukaryota; Viridiplantae; Streptophyta; Magnoliopsida; Solanales; Convolvulaceae. The record is from the annotation of a GenBank genome assembly.